Messenger RNA from Dalotia coriaria, 1468 nucleotides. RefSeq lists its product as uncharacterized. The transcript has 4 exons. The record is from RefSeq and is a predicted model, not a curated record. Lineage: Eukaryota; Metazoa; Arthropoda; Insecta; Coleoptera; Staphylinidae. The coding region runs from base 19 to 1389 and encodes 456 amino acids.
UAGAAAUAAAAAGAAGUAAUGACGCCCACUAAGGUACCAACGAAAAAUCGAGGCGUGCAUACAAACGGUCGAGUUGAGAAUAUUCAGGAUGAAUUGCGGACUGUUAUUGACCUCAUGGGUCCUGAAUCACAAGAUUUAUCAACCACAACUGAAGCUAGUGAUAGUACAACCCUAAACACAUCCAUUAUUGAAAUUGAUUGUGAAGAUAAAGAAGUGAUACACCAACUUGUACAGGACCCAAAUGCGAAACCACUAGAACCAAACACCCCUCGAGAUUAUUCCGAACUAAGUUCACUUGUAACAGACAGUGUUGCUAUAUAUAUAGAUCCAAAACCCUCAGAAUAUAUGGAUAAUUUACCAUCCGAAAUAAACGAAAAGAAAUUUCUGAAUAUUCGCAAUCCGAUUCAAAAGAUCUCGAGUCUUUUCACGAAAAACACAAACGGAAACGGCGUCAUUACAAAUUCUUCUCAAGUAGACCAACAACAAGCCUCUAUACUACCCUCUCAAAACGUGGACCUUUAUAGGAUUAACAUCCUCCAACCCAAAUCUGAAUCAGCACCUAAACGAGUAGUCUUUGAUCUUGUGGAUGAUCCCAUGCCUUGCACCAAUACCGUAGCGACGAAUACUUCACCACGCAGUCGAAGAAGACGACGUGAAGCGCAGUUACUCUACAGAAAUGCGAAUUGUAACGAUGAGCAAUACCAAAAACAGAUUAUAAAUGAAAAUCAAGGAUUUGCACCGAGUUUACACAUGAAUUCUUUACAACAUCGGAGUGAACCGAUGAUGGACGCAUCUCUGAGGAUGCAGAAGAAAACAAUUUACCAACGAUCAGCAGCCGCUGAUAAAAUACCAGGACAAUUGGAUAGUGUAACACGCGUUGAUGUGUAUUACUUUGAUCAUGGAAAUUCAGCGUAUUAUCACACGACUGAUCGUCCUCCGGUUAUUAUGACUGAGAUAUUGGCGGAGAGAACUGAAAAUUAUACGACGAAGUUUUGGGCAGAGACAUUCGGUUUCGUGCAUAUAUUAUUUUCGUUUAUUACGUCUUUUGUUCUGCAGUUACUAAGGUCAUUUUUGCAAAGUUUUAUGCGUCCGUUAACAGUUGGUGUGCUGCAGAUUUUCUCGGAUUAUUGCAUUAAACCGCUGUUGGCGACCAUUUUUAACGCAUUGGUGCAACCACCAUUGAUUUUUGUUUACAAUGUCGCCACAACAAUGCGUGAUAUCUGCGAUCCGAUUGCAGAAGGCAUGGGAUACUUUUUACGUGAAAUCGCCGCCAUUUUUGCCGCAAUUCGUUUAGUAGACGUUAAAUAUUGUGGAAACGAUGGGAAAAAUAAAAGAAAAUGUGCUCACCAAUCCAAUUUGACGGAUGGUCAAGAUGUGGAACAAAACUAAUGUUUAUGCUAAUACUUUAUACUAUGUUAUACACUAUUUUAUUCUAAGUAAUUUACCUCACAACUUUUAUGAAACUCAA